Messenger RNA from Acanthamoeba castellanii str. Neff, 1374 nucleotides. Its product is annotated as GTPbinding protein YchF, putative. The transcript is spliced from 10 exons. Bases 1 to 1374 code for a protein of 457 amino acids. The record is from RefSeq and is a predicted model, not a curated record. Gene Ontology annotation, molecular function: GTP binding; ATP hydrolysis activity; ATP binding. NCBI's taxonomy places the organism in Eukaryota, Discosea, Longamoebia, Acanthamoebidae. Gene Ontology annotation, cellular component: cytoplasm.
AUGAAGGUAGCGACUCGACGGAGCACGACGUGGUGGGGCAGCAGCAGCCGAAGCGCCACUUCUACUUUCGUUGGCGGCCGGUCGGUCUUGUGGCCGCCAUCGUCGUCGUGCCUCACCUCCGGCUCCGGAGUGUUGGGCGUCCGCCGGCAGUGGUUUGCCGCCAAGGCCGGCAAGCAGCAGCAGACGCAACAGGCCGCCGGCGGGCAGGCCUCGGCCCUCUCCUACUUCGUGGCCCGCACCGCCUCCAACGGCUGCGGCAUCGUCGGAAUGCCUAACGUGGGCAAGAGCACUCUGUUCAAUGCCCUCACCAGCAGCCAGAGGGCGCGUGCGGAGAACUUUCCAUUUUGCACCAUCGAGCCCAACAGCGGGAUGGUGUGGGUGCCCGACCCGCGCCUCGACACCCUCGCCGCCCUCGCCAACUCCAAACGCAUCCUGCCCUGCCAAAUGGAGUUCGUGGACAUCGCGGGCCUGGUGGCGGGCGCGUCCAAGGGCGAGGGCCUGGGCAACAAGUUUCUGGCGCACAUCCGGAACGUGUCGAUGAUUCUGCAGGUGGUGCGGUGCUUCGAGGGCGCCGACGGCACCGAGCAGGUGACCCACGUCGAGGGCAGCGUCGACCCGGCGCGGGACAUGGAGAUCAUCAACACCGAGCUGCUGCUGGCCGACCUCGAGUCGCUCACCACGGCCCGCGCCAAGCUCGAGAAGCGGACCAAGCUCGACGCCGAGGCCCAGAAGCGGCUCGACCUCAUGCACCGCACCAUCGCCGUGCUCGACGAGGGCCAGCCGGCGCGCAGCGUGCUCAUCUCUGCCGAGGAGUGGCCCACAUUCCACGCAUUCCAGCUCCUCACCAGCAAGCCGGUGGUGUACUGCUGCAAUGUCAAGGAAGAGGAGGCGGCCACGGGCAACGCCAUGGUGGAGCAGGUCAAGCAAGCCGUCCUGAAGGAGGAGCCGGGAGUGGAUCCCAACGAGCGGGUGCUGGUCGUGUCGGCCAAGCUCGAAUCGGAGUUGGCAAAUAUGGAGAGUGUGGAGGACCGUAAGUCGUUCCUGGAGCUGUACGGUCUUUCGGAGGCCGACGCGGGCCUGCCCAAGGUCAUCCGGGCCACGCGGCAGCUGCUGCAGCAGCACCAGUUCUUCACCGUGGGCGAGACCGAGGCCCGCGCCUGGAACAUACCCAAGGGCACGACCGCAGUGGACGCCGCGGCCACAAUUCACACGGACUUUGCCAAGGGGUUCGUCAAGGCCGAGACGAUCGCGUUCGCAGACUUUGUGGCGGCGGGAGGCGAGAAGAGGGCGAAGGAGCUGGGCAAGGUGCGAUUCGAGGGCACCUCGUACGUCGUGCAGGACGGCGACAUCAUCCUCUUCCACCACCGAAAGUAG